AUGGCAACUUUCAAGAAUAUCGCUCUCGUUGGUGCAAGCGGCGCCAUUGGCAAAAUCAUUCUUGAUGGUCUGAUGGCCUCGUCCAGCUUUACCAUUACGGUAAUUUCGCGUAAUGAAAGCAAUGCAGUGUUUCCCGAGGGUAUUGCUGUUCACAAGAGCGACUUCUCGGAUGAGGAUCUUGAAGCUGUUUUCAAGGGCAAGGAUGCUGUGAUCUCAGCAUUGGGUGCUACUGGUUUCAGCGAGCAACAGAAACUUGUGGAUGCAGCCAUCCGUGCUGGUGUCAAGCGAUUUAUUCCAUCGGAGUUCUCGGCGAAUAGCCAGAAUGAUGCGGUUAUUCAGCUGCUGCCACUUUUUGGGCAGAAGAAGGCACUCAUCGAGUAUCUGAAGAGCAAGGAAGUUGAUGGACUGACCUGGACUGGUGUUGCAACUUCAGGCUUGCUAGAUUGGGGACUUGAAAAUGGUUUCUUGCAAUUUGACCUCGCUAAUCGCACGGCGACCAUCUGGGACGGCGGCCACAAGAGUUUCACCUUGAUCAACGAGAAGGCCCUGGGCCAAUCAGUUGUUUCUGUUCUGCAGAACCCGGAGCAAACCAAGAACAAAUAUCUUCAUGUCGCCUCCGUCGAGACUACUCAGUUGGAGAUCCUUGAGGCCCUAGAGAAGGCAACCGAAAGUAAGUGGACAGUUCGGGAAACCACAACCGAGGCCCAGCUUAGUGAAGCCGGAGUCAAGCUCGCUGCGGGUGAUUUUGAAGGCGCCUUCAUCUUGGUCCGCGCGACGGUGUUUGGGAACACUCCGGGGCUCAACUCAAACUAUGUCAAGGACACAGAGCUGGCGAACGAUAUUUUGGGACUGAAGCUAGAAAGUGUGGAGGAGACUGUCAGACGUGUUGUGAACAAUUAG
This is a messenger RNA of Penicillium subrubescens, 900 nucleotides long. RefSeq names its product aromatic alcohol reductase. Gene Ontology annotation, molecular function: oxidoreductase activity. The record is from RefSeq and is a predicted model, not a curated record. NCBI's taxonomy places the organism in Eukaryota, Fungi, Ascomycota, Eurotiomycetes, Eurotiales, Aspergillaceae. The transcript has 3 exons. The coding region runs from base 1 to 900 and encodes 299 amino acids.